AUGGACGCCUACGAGGCCACCAAGGUGGUGUUCUCGCGGAUCCAGGCGCUGGACCCGGACCACGCCGCCAAGAUCAUGGGCUUCCUCCUCAUCCAGGACCACGGCGAGAAGGAGAUGAUACGCCUCGCCUUCGGCCCCGAGGCGCUGCUCCACACCAUCAUGGCCAAGGCGCGCAAGGACCUCGGCCUGCUCCCGGCACCGGGCUCCGGCCCGGGCACGCCCACCUCCGCCGCGCACUCGCCGUUCCUCCUCUCGCGCCAGAACUCCGGCCGCAGCGGCGGUGGUGGCGCCGGCACCGCGCCGUCGCCGCUCUCGGUGUCGUCGCCCUCGUCGUGGGCACCGCCGCCCGUGUUCUCCAGGAGCAACAGCGUCGUCAGCAAUGGCGCGGCGGCGGAGGAGGCGUUGGCCGCCGUCGGGGAGGACCUCAUGAGCCCGGCCGCAGGCGGGAACGCCCCGCCGUCGCCCUUCUUCGCCGCCGGGGACCCGCUCCUCGACGAGCUCCAGCUGCAGGAGCAGCUCGCGUUCCUCAACGACGCCGGCGGCGGCCACCAGCUGACCCUGUUAGACGCCGCCGGCGAGUGCCGGAGCCCCGGGUCUGGCGAUGCCGCCGGGUUCUUCCCGUACGGCGGCCUCGGCUGGGCCAACGGCGGCGGCCCAGGGCACCGCCGGAGCUCGUCGGUCAGCGAGCUCUGCCUCGGCGGGGCCGACGGACUCGGCUGGAAGCCCUGCCUGUACUACGCCCGCGGGUACUGCAAGAACGGCAGCGCUUGCCGGUUCGUGCACGGCGGCCUCCCCGACGACGCCACCGCUCUCGCCGGUGCUAAGGACACCGCCACCUUGGAGCAGCAGUUCCAGGACAUCCUACUGCGCUCCAAGUCCCAGCGCCUUGCCGCCGCCGCCGCCUUCCCCUACUCCCCGACCGGCUCGCUCCCUGGCUCCCCGUCCGCGGCUACCAAGUGCCUCAGCUUGCUCUUGCAGCAGCAGCAGAACGAGAACCAGAGGGCGGCAGCUGCAGCGGCCGCCGCGGCGCUGAUGCUGGGCGGCGACGACGCGCACAAGUUCAUGGGGCGGCCGCGGCUGGACCGCGCCGACUUGGCGAGCAUGAUGAACCCGGGCUCGCGCCAGAUUUACCUCACCUUCCCGGCGGACAGCACCUUCCGCGAGGAGGACGUCUCCAACUACUUCAGCAUCUACGGCCCCGUCCACGACGUGCGCAUCCCGUACCAGCAGAAGCGCAUGUUCGGGUUCGUCACCUUCGUGUACCCGGAGACGGUGAAGCUGAUCCUGGCCAAGGGCAACCCGCACUUCAUCUGCGACGCGCGCGUGCUCGUCAAGCCCUACAAGGAGAAGGGCAAGGUCCCCGACAAGUACAGGAAGCAGCAACUGCAAGGCGAGAGGGUGGAUUUCUCCAACGGGUUGGACGCCAGAGACCACUUUGAUCUGCACCAGCUCGGUGCGAGGAUGCUGCAGCACUCGCACAGCGCGAACGAGAUGCUGCUGAGGAGGAAGCUGGAGGAGCAGCAGCAGCAGGCAGCCGAGCUGCAGCAGGCCAUGGAGCUCCAGAGCCGCCGCCUGAUGGGGCUGCAGCUGCUGGACCUCAAGACUCGCUCGUCGCCGAGCCCCAUCGGCAUGCCCUUCAGCCCCACGCGAGCCGUCGCCUCUCCUACCGUCGAGUCGCCGCCCGAUUCCGCAGGGGAACACGGCCCCAAGGACAGCAGCGGCUUCCUUUUUCCUCAGAGGGGAGCGGUCAACGGAGGCGAUAAGGAGGAAUCUGCCGGCGAUGCGAGCCCGAACGCAGACAGUGACCAAAGUGCCGAGCACAACCUGCCGGACAGCCCGUUCGCGUGGCCGACCAAGAAGUCCGCCGCCGCGGCGUUCUCUCGCGAUCCUUUCGCGCCCAGCGACUCGGAGAUCGCCGCCGCAGCUGCUGCCUCGCCUGGUCGUAACGCCACGGCCGCCUCCUUUGCCGGCAUCAACAAUGGCGGUGGCCUCACUGGCCAUCUCAGGCCGUCUGCUCUGGACAUACCUUCGCCGAAGCCCUACUUCUUCCCCAUGUCCAGGCUGUCCUCCGAUCACGGCGCCGGCGCGAUCGGGAUGAAUACUAGAAGCAAAGAAACAAGCCAGUGGAAUAUAGGGAAACAAAAAAGAAUGGAGAAGUCGCAGCAUAGUUAG
Molecule: messenger RNA, 2172 nt
Organism: Miscanthus lutarioriparius
Lineage: Eukaryota; Viridiplantae; Streptophyta; Magnoliopsida; Poales; Poaceae
Source: the annotation of a GenBank genome assembly